This is a messenger RNA of Vespa velutina, 3472 nucleotides long. RefSeq names its product putative zinc metalloproteinase YIL108W. The record is from RefSeq and is a predicted model, not a curated record. Lineage: Eukaryota; Metazoa; Arthropoda; Insecta; Hymenoptera; Vespidae. Bases 256 to 1878 code for a protein of 540 amino acids. The transcript is spliced from 3 exons.
UUUUUUUUCUCUUUUCUUUUCUUUUCUUUUUUUUCUUUUUUUUUUUUUUUUUUUUUAAUUUUAAAAUUGUACGUGACGCCGAAUGAGAGAUUCUUUUCUCGAGUCAUGCGGUUCGCGUGAAAGUGUGCAAUAAAAAAAAGAAGUAUUUUAUAACGACCUAAACGGAUGGCACGUUUCCAGCAUUGCAUACAUUUUCUUACAUGGAUUAUCUAUUUUCAUCGUUUUAUUUGAAAUGAAAAGAUAAAAAGAAACAAAAUGGUGCUUGCGGAUGCGACGCUGACGGAUAAUCAUCACCGUCAGCGAGGAUUCGCGACAAAUGGCAACCCGGAAGGCAUCACUGUAUGUAAUCUGAUAGACGGAGAGACUCUGACCUAUAGUUUGGCCCUUAUACGCGGUCGGGCACCAUUGGCGUGUAAUUAUAUCACCGUUAGGGCUCAAAAAAAUGUGACAUCGGAAUGGCCAGUGGUCGGAGGCGAAUUUCGCGCGUUAGUUGAUCUUACGCGCGGAUCCAAUAAACUGGAACUCGAGGCCGGAGGACACAAACGACGAUUAACUCUUUUGCAUGAACCGAGAACAACUAGGCUACGAGUGACACCGGUAUAUGUGGUAUGCGCGGGACACGAUGGCUAUUUCCAAGGACCACGAAGAGAGGAUAGAUCACCGGAAAGCGCGGCAACCAGAAUAGGUUUGGGUGCUAGACUCUUGCAAACUCUAACAGCGGAAAAAUUGAGGGAAGCUGGACACGGAAAGAAGACGUUUCAAUUGGAACGCGAUCUGGACGGUCCAGAGUGCUUGGUGAUGCACAGUAUGCUUCACGUCGACAGAGCACGAGCUAUGUCGCAACGAGAAUUAUGGGAAUUGAUCGCACGCGAAUUGAUGACCGGUCCAUUAGCAUCGAAGGACCGGAAAUAUCUAGCUUUCUUAUCUUGCACGAGGUAUCGCGGUGCGCCGAGUCCCCGUACUCACGAAGAUACCUUAGCGAGAACACAAGGUCAUGCUGCUUUGGGUGGCGGUGGUUUAGCUCUUUUCGGCUCAGCUUGCUUGCAUACGUGGCCUACCUGCAUGGCUCAAGUACUGCCCCGAUUUUUAGACACCACGGUCGUUGACACCGAACAACUGAUGGACGACAGCAAUUAUCGAGGUACCCAUGGUGGCUGUUUAGCGACUACUCUUGGAUCGGUUUUACACGAACUCGGGCACACGUUCGAUCUCGGACACACGAGGGAAGGUAUUAUGGGACGUGGUUUUGAUUACGUCGACAGGGUCUUUGUUGGAGCGGCUGGAAUCGAUUUCAAUCGUAAUCCCAUUAGGAGAGAUCCACAACAUACGACUGUUGCUCUCAGUAGACCUCUCAGCGUCACAGUUACAGUACAAGAACCGGUAUUGUCUAGCCCCCGGAGAGGACGACUUUUAUCUGAGACAUCCAGGCCAUCACCAUCGGCGAAUGCGAGACAGCUUCCUGGUAGACUAUCCGCCCCUGCUAGUCCCGAACUUAACAGGUCUUUCUCUAAGACUUUAAACGCGGCCGAACUACCCUCCCAACCGGAUAGAACUUUCUGGGGACCUUCUUGUGCCGCGUUGCUCGCUUAUCAUCGAUGGUUCAACACCGAAACUGAUAAUCAUUCCAACAGACGUCAUAAUGACAUAGAAUACGAUGGUAAAAGGAACGUGGCACGUUCUCGAUAUGGUAUUAGAGUGAUCGAACUUAGAGAAACUUCCGGUGGUAUGGUCGUUGGUUCUCGUCAAUUUCCUGGUACUCGGCCACCUUUAGAAGCAUUGGUACCACCACCUCCACCUCACUGCCUGGCAGCUUUAACUCUAGUCGCUGAGGAUUCCACGGGGAACAUACUCAAACAUGAGCUUCCAACUGCCUUCUGAAGGUCGUUGGAAUUGUUACGACCGACCGAACCAUUUUUCCUUGCCUUACCAGCCAAAGAGAAUGAACAAAAAAUUCUUUAACAUACCUAGAAUUCAUUUUGAACCGCCGGUCGGUCCCAACAAUGCGGUAACCGCGGCGAAAAAUGCUUCGUAGUUCAAGCAGGUUUUGUUCGCGGCUAUUAGACAUCUUAUUAUUCUAAUAAUCUAAUACGUACUUUACUCGAACACUUGUACUCUCGCUCUCUCUCUCUCUCUCUCUCUCUCUCUUUUUUUCUCUUUUUUGAAUAAUAUAAGUUCUUUUUUAAAGCACAAAAGUCUUCGAUUCAUGUUAAACAUAAUAUCGUACUGCCAUCUUACACUUUCAUCAUUUUCAUUGCUUUCGAGGAUAUUCUCUCAUCGUGUAUUAAACGCGAUACCUGAAAAUAUAUCGUUCUUAUAUUAGAAGGGGUGUCGGUUAAUUGGCGAAAAAGUGCUAAAAUUUAGGAAUCUAAAUAAUUAUUUAAUUUCGAAAAAUAUACCGAUACUCCGAAAAAAAAAAUGUGCUUCUAUAAUUCAAUAUAAAGAAAAAAAAAAAAAAAACAAAAAUCAAAAAGAAAAAAAAAAAGGAAAUAAAAUAAAAUGAAGGAAAAAAUACCUGUACUAAACAUGAUCACGAACAUUUCUAAUCGUAAAUUAUUAGACAACAGGGAUUUUAUACCAUCGAAAUAAAAUUCCAUUUCUAGUCGAUCAACAGGGCAUAGAUCUCGUUCACGUGCGAUACAUCUUAUCUCUAUGGUUUUUUUUUCUUUUUUUUUUUUUUUUUUUAGUAAGCAAAAUAUAUACGAUACCUGAAAGAACUUCGUUUCAUUCGUUCACUUUGCCUGGAGUGUGUAAAAAAAAAAAAAGAAAAAAAGAAAAAAAAAAAGAAAAGAAAGACAGAAAGAAAGAAAGAAAAGGAAAGAGAAGAAAAGCAAUUAUCACUUUUCUCAGAAUAUCAUGAUAUAUUACACACAUGCCGUGCACAAAAAUUAAAUAAAAAGAAAGGCACGUAAGUUCGCGGUAAUGCAAAUGUAAAACCUGUAACAAUAUAGUAAUGAAACGUCGUUCAUAAUGCGAAGAAGUAAGUACGUAUGCGCUAAAAUAUAGUAACAGCGUAUAAUCUUUUAACAUUACGAAAAAACAUACAAUAGUUGUAUAUUGUUACGUAUGUAUAUGUAUAAUAUUAUUCCUUAAAUUAUUUUAAUAAUAUAGAUUAAUCGGGUAUGACAGUUAUACAGAUGACAAUAUUGUAACGCGGACUUCGGCAGAUUUAAAAAAAAAGAGCAUCAAUCAUUUGAUUAAAGAGAUGAGAUAAUAUUUACGAAAUAUUUUAGGCAAGAAACCCCAUUUAUCGAUAAAGCAUUAAGCUAGUCAGUAAGAAUACAAACAAACAAAAAAACAAACAAACAAACAAACAAACAAAUAAACAAACAAAAAAAGAAAGAAAGAAAGAAAAAAGAAAAUUUUAUUAUUUAAAUGCUUCAAAAAUAAUGUAAGAAAAAUUAUAUUUAAUUAUAUCUAGAUAUUAAGCCUGUGCUUUGGAGAAUACGUAUUAAAAAAAAAUAUUAUGUUCCUA